This is a messenger RNA of Meloidogyne enterolobii, 474 nucleotides long. The record is from the annotation of a GenBank genome assembly. Lineage: Eukaryota; Metazoa; Nematoda; Chromadorea; Rhabditida; Meloidogynidae.
UUGUCGGAAUAGAGUCUGUGAUGUUCGGGCCGGGGGUCGCAUUGGGGUUUCGGGGGACGAGGUGCUACACUACUUAUAUUUUUCCUCUCGAGCAUUAAAAUUUUUUUUAUCAAAAUAUUCAGAAAAAACGAUUUGACAAUGAAAGAAAAAAUUAAAAAAAUUAAAGAAAAAAUUAAAAUAAAAAGCAAAGAAAAAUGUGGAGGAAAAUGGGAAAUUAACGGAAAAAUUAAUUUUUCGCCAUUAGAAGCAAAACAAUUUUAUAACAAAAUUUUGAAUUUGGCAAGAGAUUUCGAGUUUAAUAAAAAUUCAGGAAAAAAUAUCUUUCAAAUAAUUUAUGGAAAUGGAUUAUAUCACGAAUUAGUAAAUUCUGAUGAUGUAUUUACUGAAAAAUCCCAAAAUUUUCAAAAGUUUAUGACUAAAUUUAGAGGAAUUAUUUAUGAUUUUAAAUGGGAAUUAAUUUGGAGCUGUAUGUAA